Messenger RNA from Panicum hallii, 2694 nucleotides. RefSeq names its product pyrrolidone-carboxylate peptidase-like. Gene Ontology annotation, biological process: proteolysis. Gene Ontology annotation, molecular function: pyroglutamyl-peptidase activity. Lineage: Eukaryota; Viridiplantae; Streptophyta; Magnoliopsida; Poales; Poaceae. The record is from RefSeq and is a predicted model, not a curated record. Gene Ontology annotation, cellular component: cytosol.
CUUUACUUCGGUUGACCGAACUUGGGAGUCCGAGUCUCCUCCGCUCAAACACCACCGUGGUGGCGGCGCCGGCCUCUUCCUCUUCCUUUCCGCUGAAAGAACGGCAGUGACCAGGCCAACCCUUGGUGGUCCCAUUGAAGAAGACAAACGGGAGGCAUCCGGAGCUAGUAGUACUCCCCGGCCGCCGUGUCGAUUGGAUCGGUGAUCCAACUUUCAUUUUUUUCUUUCGUUGGGAAACCAUUCUUUGUUGUUUAGCUAUUCUUAAAAGUUUAAAUGGGAUCAGAAGGACCUUCAGUUGUGACUGUCCAUGUUACUGGAUUCAAGAAGUUUAUUGGAGUUCCUGAGAACCCAACUGAGAAAAUAGUGCGCAAUAUUCAAUCUUAUAUGGAAAAGAGGGUUUUGCCAAAAAACCUUGUACUCGGAAGCUGCACAGUUCUCAAGGUUGCAGCAGGUGCACUUGGCACACUUUAUGAAGUUUUAGAGUGUGCUAUUUCAGACAGAGAGGAAGGGUCGCAAAUAAUUUGGAUCCACUUUGGGGUCAGUGGUGGUUUACCAAGAUUUGCGCUUGAGAAUCAAGCUGUUAAUGAUACCACAUUCGCUUGUCCUGAUGAGUUAGGAUGGAAACCUCAGAGCGUCCCUAUUGUACCAUCUGACGGAAACAUCUCACGGAUUAGAAAGACUAUCCUUCCAGUUAAUGAAUUAGUCAAGAUGCUUCGAAAGAUUGGCCACGAUGUGAUGCGUUCAGAUGAUGCUGAUCGAUUUGUAUGCAACUAUGUGUACUAUCAUUCCCUCCGCUUUGCCGAGGAACAUGGCAUCAAAUCUUUGUUUGUGCAUGUGCCUCUCUUCUCGACAAUUGAUGAAGCUGUUCAGAUGCAUUUUGUUGCUUCCCUUCUUGAAGCUGUUGCUAGCUUGAACUAGACAGCAACUUGUUUCCAGAUCAAUGGUCUUGACUUUCGCAUUGCUCUUGUGAACUAAAAUUUUAUAGGGAAUCCAUGCUAUCUAAUAAUUGACUUCUAAGAUAUGGUCGAAUGAAUGGAACCUAACUCUUCCUUGCAAAGUACUUGGGAUUUCUUUUAUAAAAUUGAAAAUUCUACAGCAAGGCUCCUCAAUUGUCAAUAAAAUUCCUAUACAAGGCCAUAUGCUAAAAUAAAUAAAAACCUUCUAUGAAUGCAACUUGUUUUCUUGUUAAGCUUUGUCAAAUUGUUGUGACCCUUUGUGAGAAAUAUUUCAUAUUCCCAUGAUCAAGAUCACGUACACGUAUCCACCUUUGCUAUGCUUCUACACUAGAAGAUAGCAAGAAUUUUAUCCAUCCGCCCACAAAAUAAAACUCCAUGCUGUUACCUGACCAGUCUCUCCAAAAGUUAUCAUUAUGAAAAGAAGACAUGGGCUAUGCAUGAAGGAAUAAAAGAAUGCUCAAGUAAGCAUGAUGAAAAAAAAGAAAAAAAAAAGAGAGAGAAGAAAUAUAGCCCAUAUCCCAUGAAAAGGGAGAGAGCUGGCUCAUAAAAAAGAGUUCAUGCAUCAUCCACCAAAAAUAUCCACACACAUGCACAUCUUGAUCAAAGACUAUGACUUGCUUCUCCUUGGGAUCCGGUCUUUAACUUAGCAAUAUACCAGAAACAAGUAUGCCUUCAGUCUUUCCCUACCCUGAGCUCCACAUAAGCAUGGUUUGAGGUAGGAAAGAAAGAAGGCAUCACUUUGCCUUGGUGAGAAAGAUACAAACAAAAAGAGCGAUCUGAGAGGACAAGUUGAGGAGAUAAGCUAUAUUUGUCUUUGAAAAAACCCCCCCAAUUUUCUAAGCAAGGAAGGCCAAGGAACCUGAAGUUCAAACCGUUCCAAAUUUCAAUUGUUAAGAUUAGCUUGGUAGACACUCAAAAAAAUAGUUCAUAGGUCUAGGAAAAGCUUGGAAUAACUUAUAUGCAGGUUACAUCAAAGGAGUUGCAUCCACCUCGGUCCUUCAACCCUUACUCGAGGACAAGCAAAGGACCAAGUGUGGGGGUGUUGUUGGCGGUCCUUAAGUUGAAAAUCAACCGCCAACAUCUGCAUCAAUUAACUUCGAAUAAGAUUACCAAAACUAGAGAUAAGAAAUUUUAACUCUUAACUAUUUCCAUGAGUUUUGGUGAAUCAUGAUUUCCAGACAACCAUAAAAAAAUACCCCAAAGUAGCAUACAUGAAACACCGAAAAAUGCACAAAAGAUCAUAACUUGUAUUACACUUACAAGAAGGACCCAAAGAAGGACCCAACGACACGCCAAACCGACGUCCAAAGGCGGCAAGCACCCAAAAGAUUAGAUCAAGGCCCACCUACUAGCCACUCACUCGAAGGCGGUGGCCAGAGGCCCACCAGUGGGUCAGCCGACCCCAAGGGUCGGCCAACCCUGGCCUGGUUCCCAUCCAGGUGCAGCUUAGCGGGAAGGACUCCACUGCCUUUGGAACAUCGAUUAUCAGUGUUUCCUUGUGUAGUUCACCUGGGAACCACCCUUGGAGUAGUAUAUAAGGAGGAGACCUCUCACUCAUGAGGAGAACACAAUUUUGGAGAAGAAGAAGAUAGGAGGAUUCCACCUUGUAGAGCUACUUUGUAGAGUAGGUUAGGGAGUGUGUGGAGGAGAAGUCCAGGAGGAGAGUCGGAGUUGUCGACCUCCCUCUACUUGUACCUCGGCGGAUACGAACAUCUUUUGAGUAAGUAUUCGGGUUCGU